Molecule: messenger RNA, 1050 nt
Organism: Paraglomus brasilianum
Lineage: Eukaryota; Fungi; Glomeromycota; Glomeromycetes; Paraglomerales; Paraglomeraceae
Source: the annotation of a GenBank genome assembly
AUGGCAACAGGUAAUGCGGAGACUGUGUUCUCCGAGACCAACCAGGAAAUCGCAUCACCUCACCCAAGCUUAGAAGUAAGCGGUCACCAAGAAGUUCGGGAGGACUUGCGAGGAAUGUCCGUGUACUCGAACGUUUCAAGCAAUGCUAGCACUAGCAAUACUCCAUCAAUUUAUACUUCAUAUGCUCAAGAACAAUCAGUCCUCGGCCAGCCCGUUGUCAGUCGCGAAUCGUUUCUUGGCCAACCGGUUCAGCCCGUUCAAAGGGAACCAUCGCCGCUAAGCCAGCAGCAGUUUCCACCUCCAAACCAAUCACAGCAAGAGCAAUUUCAGAGAGUACCAACGCCUCUAGGUCAACAGUUCCAAAGAGAACCAUCACCUUUAGGUCAGCAAUUUCAAAGAGAACCAUCUCCUCUAAGUCAACAGUCGCAACCAUCGCCUCCAAGUCAACAGUUUCAAUCGCCUCCAAUUCAACAGUUUGAAAACCAACAGCCUCAAGUUCAUCAAUUCCGAACCCAAAGCCAUCUAUAUCAAGCUCAAGAUCUAUCAGAACUUCCCUCUAAUCCGUCUACACAAAAUCAAUACUAUCCUCCACCAGCUGAGCCUCCGCCGGAUGUAUUACCGUUGGUCCCUCCAUACAGUCCGUCUUCCCAACUUUCAACCGCCAGCAAUAGCCCUCACUUAUCAAACAAGCCCAUUGCAGUUGUCAACAAUCCAUAUCCUACCAGCAUGCUACCUGGGCAAAACGUACUCAUUGACAACAACAUAAAUGGAACACAACAGACAACCGAAACUAAAUCAGAGGCAUCGAGUUCUCCUCCUAAGAUGAAAAAACGGCCGCUUUACCGUAAACGUAAAUUCUGGGUUUGUCUAAUAAUACUAGUAGUGGUACUCAUUGGUGCUGGGAUUGGGCUGUAUCUUGGUCUCCAUAAAAAACCAAAGAAGACGAAACAGUGUGUUGUGGUAAUUCCUGAUUGUUCACCGCUCAAUGCCUGCCAAUUUACCGGAUCGGAUGGAUGUCCACAGUUUAAAUGCCAAAGGACCUGCUCGUAG